AGGAGGAAGCAGGAGGUCCGGCAAAUCGAGGGCAACAGGAAGAUGGCCGUCGCGGUCGAGAAGGCCGAGGACAGGGGACGCCAUGGAGGAGCGGCGCCUGAAGGUGUCGCAGUCCCUCGAGACGUGGCGCAGCGGGUGCGACAGGGCGGAGCAGCUGAAACGCCUGACGAGCAGAAGCUGGAGGCCCACAAGCUGACGGCGAAGAGCUACUCGCUGAAGCUCCAGCGCGUGGGCGACACCCACCGCAGCCUCGCCGACACCCAGCCGCAGAAGAACAGCCGCCUCAAGACGAGCAUCCAGUCGUCCCUGAAGGUCCAGCUGGAGGACCGCCGCCGCCGCGAGGCGGGCGAGAUGGACGAGGCCAUCAGCGCCAAGCUGCAGGCCGCCUCCGAACGCCGGCGGGCCGCGCUGCUCGGGUCUCGGUACGGCCUCGUGGAGAGCGGGCGUUCGGCGAGCAGGCUGCGGGCUUCGACGCCAGGUUCCAGGUCAGCGUGGACAGGCGCACGCGGGCCUGGAGGGACGGCCUGGAGGGCACCGCCGGCCUGCUGGGCCUGCUGGAGCACGGCAUGCGCCAGGUGGCCCCGCCGCCCGGCACCGACCUCGCCGUGGCGGGCCUGCUGGACGCGGGCGCCGUGGCCGACGCAGGCCUGGCCGACCCCAUAAGCCGGGCCGUGAGCGGCAGCGGCGAGCCCGGCGAUCCGCUGGUGGACCUCUGAGCUGCGGCGCGGCGCGCGCUGCCCAAGCCGGGAGGGCCUGCACGCUGGCCCCGGGCCCUGGGCAGAGCCGGCGCAGCGCGUGCAGCCGGCGUCCUCCCACCGACGCGCGGUGGGCUCGCGCGCCGCGUCGGCGCGGCAGCGAGGCCUGCCGCGAGGGGGGCACCGCCGAGGGGCCACGACCCUCGGCGGCCUCCCGCGACGCCGCCCGAGGGCGCGGCGAGCCCUCGGAGGAGUCGAGCAGUGGCGAAGCGUCCCGGCGUGUCUGUAGGC
Molecule: messenger RNA, 986 nt
Organism: Prorocentrum cordatum
Lineage: Eukaryota; Dinophyceae; Prorocentrales; Prorocentraceae
Source: the annotation of a GenBank genome assembly